Desarmillaria tabescens is the source of this 1998-nucleotide messenger RNA. RefSeq lists its product as uncharacterized. The coding region runs from base 122 to 1912 and encodes 596 amino acids. The record is from RefSeq and is a predicted model, not a curated record. Lineage: Eukaryota; Fungi; Basidiomycota; Agaricomycetes; Agaricales; Physalacriaceae. The transcript has 2 exons.
GUGACAAACAUAUGUCAAACAUUGACCUCAUUCCUGCCCACCGACAUGCAGCAAUGGUGCAGCUGUGCAACAGCCUCCCGCCUGCAGGAUCUUCCUUGCCUUGACGUUAGCCUCCAUCACGAUGUCGCGAGUUGCGGACGCAGCACGCAUCGCUCCCUACCUCACCCACGCAGUCAGCCACCAUGGCCAGGUCACCCUGAUACCACCAGAUAAUGCUGGUCGUGUCCGAAAACCUAAGACAAAGAAGGGCGCCAGAAGGGCAGAAAGGCGAAGGGAUGAAGAAGAGAUUCGAUUUAAUGUAGGGCCUAGGCAUGGACACGCUAAGCCUUCUGGUCGAACUGCGACUCGACAGCCAAGACACCAUCGAGAUGACGACGAAAUGAGUAUUCCCGACUACCCUCCACCAUCGUUCCUCGAAGCAAUUUCGACACCACCCAUGUCUGUCUGUCCCAGCACCACGACGCUGGUGACCGCACCUCGACAGACGAACCCUGUCCAAAAUUCUCCUCAAAAUUCUCCUCCUUCCCCUACUAGUCUGCACUCGGAUGCAGACUCGGAUGAGUCGCUCGAGAUCAUUGAAAUGACCUCAGUUAUUGGAGCGACCGAGAAUCAAGCGAACAAACGGUUUCACAGGAGGUGGGCGCCGUCUUCCACGCACAGCGACCCAGUACACAACCGCGGGCGCAGACUGGGCACUGAUCGUGCUAUCCUAGACUCCGAUUCUGACGACGCUGAGCCAUCACCGCCACCACCGAGCCGUUCCAGACAUCUUUCCCUUUCUCCUUUCCGUCUUUUAUCUCCAAAGGCUCCAGCAGCUCAAUCAGAGCAACAGAACACUCCGUACCGGUUAUCUUCGCCAUUCCUGAGGAGCACGACGUCGUUAAGAGCAACAAUGUCUUCUACGUCCCUCAGACUUCCGCUGUCGCCGUCAUCUUCGCCGCGGGGAGACAGUCCUCUUGGACGCAAGCUAUUCUCGAAGGGCAAGGAACACUCGAGGAGCUGUGAAACAUUGGACUCUUGGGAGGUGUUAGAAUCAGAGAUAGAGCCGCCGACGAGCCUGCUAUCUGCAGUGGAGGCAGUAUCGUCUCCGGAUGCGUCGCCUACACACGACCAUCCUUUCCCGUCCACAAGUUCUAGCUUUCCACCACGUACACGCCGCCCUCCUCCGCCUCCACCACCACCUCGUCAGGCCAUCCAUCGGCCUCCUCCCCCGCCGCCCGGAGCUGCACAGCCUCAUAUUCUUAGCCGGCCCUCAUCGCCUCUAGCGUCUCCUAUAAAUUCUCUAGAGGCGAACGUCGCGCUCACAACCGACCGGAGCAAAGACUCGCCACUACCGCCGGGACCAGUUCCUUCCACGUUUGACGUUGAAGCUUCUGGUCCAUCGACCAGCCCAAGUCAAUACAGUCCGUCUGCUAAUACCGAGUCUCCUGUUCGAUCUGCGAGACCAUAUAUGCAUCCUUUGUCAACGGCUUCAUUUCCUAUUUCCCAACAGUCUUCCCCAUCAUCGGCUGCUCCCUCUCCAGCAUCCUCCGAAACACCUACACGCCAUCACUAUCUUGGAAGACCAUUGCCACCCCGUCCUGGGCAGGUAACAUCCCAAAAUAUCCCAGUCCAGCCUGCAUUUUGUCCCGAAGACCUUCUCAUCGAUUUCGACGAAUGCACGCCCGUCGUCACGCCCCCCGCUUCCUCCACUUCUGCGCGCGAAGUGACAGACAUUGACCUUCUUAUGGCAAGCUUGGAGCGCGACGAUGUAGCUGAUGGGUCGAACUACGACGUGAGAUCUCUUGAUACUCUUUACUCCGUCCGUCAUUCUGACUCUUUCAAAAUCAAAGACGUUGUUGCUAGUCUCGGAAAUUAUGGGGCCCGCCUCCGUCAUGCACACUCGAUCUUCGCCUCCGCUGCCCAUGCCUAAGCUAGGCUGUGUGUCAGUGGAGCGGCGGAGGGUGAUGAAAGACGGGAGGGUCAAGUUGAAGCUGGUUUUGUUAGGGAGAAAAGUAG